Messenger RNA from Pogona vitticeps (central bearded dragon), 1609 nucleotides. The record is from RefSeq and is a predicted model, not a curated record. Lineage: Eukaryota; Metazoa; Chordata; Lepidosauria; Squamata; Agamidae.
GGAGGGAACUGAGGUAAAGGCGGAGGAAGAGGGAGGUUCCCGCCCCGCCAUUUUACGUCCUGGAGCCGGGAACUCCCGCCGGCUGCUGAGGGGACACCGGGUGGCGCUCUCAGGGAAGCCCCUCCGCCGCCGCCGCUGAGCUCUGGAUUUCGGACUGAAAAUGAUGGAAGAAAGUGGUAUAGAAACAACUCCCCCUGGAACUCCCGUACUAAGUACAGGAGGGGCCACAGCUCCUGCAAGCACCCCUAUCUCAUUAACCUCAACUUUUCCUUCUCCUAAGUUUGCCUCGCCUUUACCACCCCAAAUGUCCUCGCCAGAGCCACCGUCCUCUUUGCCUGUUCUGCCUUCUGCAACUCUUUCCACUGCAAGCGCUCCCCGGGGGAAUUUUCUUCCUCCCUCUGUUACUCCACCAGUGGCAUCAACUUUCAGUAACCCUGUCCCCCAGUUCCCAUCUUCUCCACCAGUAAAUUCCACUCCUGGCCCUGCCCUUUCUGCCCCUUCUACCGGUCCCCCCAUGUCUGGUUUUUCUGUGUCUUCCACUUAUGACAUCACCAAAGGCCACGCGGGUUGUGCACCUCAGACACCGCUGAUGCCAUCGUUUUCUGCACCCUCGGUCACAGGAGUCUUGACCAACCCUGCGACCCAACUGACUGCGGCGCCCCCUUUGUUAACGCCUGUCUCUGGAAGUGCUUCCUCCAUUACUUUCCCAGAAGAACAUGAAGAUCCCCGGGUUGUUGGUAUGCCCAGUGAAGUACCUGUUGGAGGUGGACUGUGGGGCUUUAUCAAAGGAGUGGCCGGGAAUCCUAUGGUGAAGUCAGUACUUGAUAAAACCAAACACUCAGUGGAGACGAUGAUCACAACUCUGGACCCUGGCAUGGCUCCAUAUAUCAGAUCUGGGGGAGAGUUAGACAUCAUUGUCACCUCAACAAAAGAGGUCAAGGUGGCUGCCGUGAGAGAUGCUUUCCAAGAAGUUUUCGGAAUGGCCACAGUGACAGGAGAAGCUGGACAGUCCAACAUAGCACCACAGCCUGUCGGCUAUGCAGCAGGAUUGAAAGGAGCACAGGAAAGGAUUGACAGUUUGCGCAGGACAGGGCUAAUACAUGAGAAGCAACCUGCUGUGUCAAUUGAGAAUUUCAUCGCUGAGUUGCUUCCUGACAGGUGGUUUGACAUCGGCUGCUUAAUUGUAGAGGAUCCUAUCCAUGGCAUUCACUUAGAAGCAUUUACGCAAGCUACACCGGUGCCCCUGGAAUAUGUACAACAGGCUCAAAGUCUGACUCCUCAAGAUUACAACCUCAGAUGGUCGGGUUUGCUGGUGACGGUUGGUGAAGUGAUAGAGAAGAAUUUGCCGCAUGUCAGCCGAACAGAUUGGCAUGUGGCAUUCACAGGCAUGUCUCGCCGGCAGAUGAUCUUCAGUGCCGCCAAAGCCAUUGCAGGAAUGUACAAGCAACAUUUACCUCCAAGGACCACUUAAGAAGAUACUGGCACUUAACCCCUAAGGGGACUCAUUUUUUAAAGACCGAGGUUGAAAGGAAACAAUAGCUAUCUUCAGCUCUUUCACUGAAGAUGCGCCUCAUUCUUUGUAACUUACCUAUAAACUGUAGUUUUGUUA